Molecule: messenger RNA, 966 nt
Organism: Penicillium atrosanguineum
Lineage: Eukaryota; Fungi; Ascomycota; Eurotiomycetes; Eurotiales; Aspergillaceae
Exons: 1
Coding region: 1-966 (321 amino acids)
Source: RefSeq, a predicted model, not a curated record
AUGGGUUUCCUUUACUCUCAGUUUCUCGUCCGCCCCAGCUAUCCCACUCGCUCCUUCGAAGGUGAAACGGUGCUCGUCACCGGCGCCAACGUGGGUCUCGGCCUGGAAGCGACACGGCACAUCGUACGCCUGGGUGCCGCCCGGGUGAUCCUCGGCGUGCGCAAUGUUGAGGCAGGGGAAGCGGCCAAGAAGGAGAUCGAGGCUUCCACUGGACGGUCGGGAGUCUGCGAAGUGUGGAAGGUCGACCUGGCUUCCUACGACUCAGUCUUGGCCUUCAGUGACCGCAUCGCCCAGAUCCCCAGGCUGGACGCGGCAAUCCUCAAUGCAGCCCUAGCAACGGACAAUUUUGAACUGGCGGAGGGCUACGAACGCUCCAUCACCGUCAAUGUUAUCAACACCCUACUUCUCGGUCUUCUUAUUCUCCCCCUGCUGAAAGCGACCAGACAAAGGUUCCCUUCCACGCGACCUCGUCUUGCCUUUGUAGUGAGCGAAGUCCAUGCAUGGGCCGACACGACUGAAAUCGCCGACGAAGGCGAUCGCAUACUCAAGGCUAUUUCCGACCCGACCAAGGCUAAAAUGUCGGGGCGCUACUAUAUAUCCAAACUGCUCGAGGUCCUAUUGGUGCAGGAGCUGGCCAGCCGGGUGCGUGGCUCUGAAGUGAUCAUCACUAUGCUAAAUCCGGGUCUCUGUCAUUCUUCACUGGGCCGUGAGGCUGGUUUAGGGUUCAUGCUCAUGAAGAUCAUUCUGGCACGCUCUACCGAAAUGGGAUCCCGCACUCUGGUCGCCGGUGUGUCCACAGGCCUUGAAGGACACGGCGCCUACAUGACCGAUGGCCAGGUGGAGAACAUGGCCUUGUCGCCAUUCGUACGUAGCGAGGAGGGCAGCCAGACUCGGGCGAAGAUUUGGAACGAGUUAUCGACUAUUUUGGAGGGUGUGCGGCCUGGGAUCAUGGAGAACGCCCAAUAG